AUGUCCGAGUACAGCUACGACGACCGUCCACGGCGUCGCGGCGACCGCGUCCGCGAGCGCGAGCCUGAAUAUGUCACGGAGACCACCUACAUCGAGCGCGGCGGCCGUGGAGACGGAAUGCGCGACCUAGUUUACCGACCACGCCACGAAGACAGCAUCGAAGAGGUCGCCCGCGAUUUCCCUCCGCCAGGUUCCGAGUACCGACAGACCAAGUACCGCGAGACGUAUGAGCCACGCCGCACCCGCUCAGCCCAUCGUGACUACGACUACGAUGACUACAAUCGCAACGACCGAGGCAGGCGAGCGCGUGACUACGACGACUACUCCGAGUACAGCGAGCGACCAAAGCCACAGCGUCGCAAAUCCAUCGUCGACAACGUCAAGGACUUUGCCGAGUCUGCAGGCCUAGGCGGCGUCAUCGGUGCAGUCACUGGUCGCAGCCGUUCUCGCUCACGACACCGGAAGGACCGCGACCGCGGCUACGAGAGCGACCGUGACCGCUACGAUGACCGAUACUCUGACCGCCGAAGCAGCCGCUACGGAUCGCGCAGCCCAAGCCGUCACGGAAAGUCCCAGGCGAAGUGGGAGCAGGCUGCCAAAGCCGCCAUUGUAGCCGGUGCCGUUGAAGCCUUCCGUAGCCGAAAGACGGCUGGUCCCUGGACUGGCGAGAAGGGUCAGCGCAUUGCUACUGCUGCCCUGGGUGCCGCUGGUAUCGACAGUCUCGUCGACAAAGACCCCGACAAGCACAGCAAGAGACAUGUGGCCGAAUCAGCCAUUGGCGGUCUGCUUGCCAAUCGCGUUGCUAACGGCUCUCGCUCCAAGUCUCGCGGACGUGAUGGUUCUCGCUCUCCUUCACGCUCGCGAUCCCGCUCCCGGGCCAGGUCAAUUUUCGGUCGCUCUCGCUCUCGUGGACGCUCACGUUCUGGAUCUCGCGAACGUGGCGGUGACAACGCCCUUGGCAAGGUCGUUGGCGGUGGAGCAGUUCUAGCAGCAGGCAAAGCCCUAUACGAUCGCGUGCGCUCAAAGUCACGCUCCAGGCGUGAGCGCUCACCUUCGUACGACAGCGCUGACGAAUAUGAGCCACCAUCCCGGAAUCGCCGCUCCCGCGGGUACGACCGGGGCCGUAGUAUGGACGGUGCCUAUUCCGACGCUCCACGAGCUAAUCCAGAUCGUAGACUAGCGGCAGCCUCUGGAGGAGGAGCACUCGUUCCAGGCGGGUCGCAACGUGGGAGGGGAGAUAGCAGCUCUGGCUCCACAUCGACGACCGACAUGGAGAAGAAGCGCAAGAAGAUGAGAGGUAAGGAACUCCUGACUGCCGGGCUUGCCACGGUUGCCACCAUCCACGCCGCGCACGGCGUCUACUCGUCCAUGGUGGCCUCGGAAAAGCGCCGAAAGCUUGUUGCCGAGGGCGAGAUAACGGCCGAGGAAGCUCGCAAGCGCAAAUCCAAGAACAUGCUGCAGGAUGCGGCGGCCGUGGGUAUCGCGGCGCUGGGCAUCAAGUCUGCCUUCUCCGAGUGGAAGGAGAUGAACGAGCAGCGGCACAGUGUGCAUGAGCUGGAGCAGAGGCGCCGUAAGAGGAGGAAGAUGCGCGAGCGGAGAGAAAAGGAGGCCCGGCAGAAUGCUCUCAAUGGUCAAGGCAUGGCUAAUCCGUAUGCCUAUCCUCUAGCUGCCGCCCCGUACGGUCCGGCCUACGUCGAUGCGAAUCCCUACGGCGCGCUCCCGCCGCCACCGGGUGGUGCACCGCCUGGUGCGAGGUAUUAG
Molecule: messenger RNA, 1761 nt
Organism: Didymosphaeria variabile
Lineage: Eukaryota; Fungi; Ascomycota; Dothideomycetes; Pleosporales; Didymosphaeriaceae
Exons: 1
Coding region: 1-1761 (586 amino acids)
Source: RefSeq, a predicted model, not a curated record